GCACCGGCAGACUGAAAUUUGGUAGGUGACCUGAGGCCAGGCGAAGACACCAAAGAAGAAGAAACAUCAGGCGAUGACUACAGGAGAAGACGCCGCCCAUCGGAGAGUUUAACAACUGACCGUUUUCUGUCAAAGGUCAAAAUUUGUACGCAUCUCUCCGUUUUACCAUUGUGAAAAUAUUUCGGAUCUAUCUCUUGUUUAUACAUCUGGUUUAUUAUUCGGGUAAGAGGAUGUUUAAGCUUACAACGGGGAGAAAGCUAAGGUGGCUACGAAAAUCUGUCUCUGCAAAAAAACAAAAGAAGAGAGAAGAGGAUAAGAUAAGUGGACUACCAGAUGAAGUUCUGGUGUCCAUUCUGUCUCUCUUGUCAAUCGAAGAAGCAGCAAGGACUGCUGUCCUUGCGCGACGAUGGCGCAAGGUUUGGACUUUUAUUCCCACCUUGAAUUUUGAUGCUUCACAAGCGUUACUUGCCCUGAAGGAACGAAGAAGAAUAUUGGGAGAACUUGAUAAUAAGAUGCUUGCUGUGGAAAGGGACAAAUAUGUGGAUUGGGUAAAUCUUGUCUUGGAUGCAUAUCAGGGAUCUUCCAUAGACGAAUUUCGAGUUCAAUUUGAUUUGGAUGGAAAUCAUAGGCGUGAUAUUGACGAAUGGGUUGACUUUGCAUUUAAAAAAAAAGUUAAACGGCUGGUGAUGGAGCUCCAGAAGCACGUACGUUGUGUGCGUCAUAAGAAGGUUUACUCUUUCCCCCCAUUAUGUGACACUUUUAAGAGGCUGCAUUAUUGUAGAUACCUAAUCGCUCUAGAAUUGAAUUGUGUAAACAUAAGUGGAGAUAUUGUUGAAUACUUCAUAGCUAGUUGCCCAUCUCUUAGGCAAUUAUCUGUUGAACGUUCAGAUUCAUUCGUUGAUCUUAAAGUUUCUGGAGAAUCACUUUGCUUGGAGUACUUGAAGAUAGCAUAUUGCGACAAUUUGGAAAGCAUAUAUAUCUCUGCAGCAAAUCUCUUAUCAUUCGAGUAUUUUGGUAAAACGAUAAAGAUCACUUUCACGAAUGUACCCAAACUCGUUGAACUAUCUUUUCGUGGGAGAUAUCCUGAAUACAUCAUUCGUCAUUUUCCUGAGCUUUCAAAUUUUGCAUUUCAACUUGUGACACUUAAUCUAUUUGUGCUGCAUCUCGAGGAAAAGGUAAAACGUCGUAAAUUCCCUUUGCUUGCACACCUCAAGAAUUUUGAAUUGAGGGUUUAUGGAAGCGAGUUUGAGAGUCUUCUUACUUUUGCUCCUUUGAUAGAGGCAGCUCCUUCUUUGGUUAGAUUUGCAUUGGACUUUUAUUGGUAUGGGAAAACUGUGGAGAAGAGGAAACGAAAGAAGAUCCCAAAAUGUCUACACUAUUGUCUUAAGGAAGUGGAACUUGCUGGCUUUGUAGGGCAGACUAUUGACAUGGAACUUGCAAUAUAUUUGCUUGAGAAUGCGAUUGCGUUAGAGAAAAUUAUCGUUGAUCCUCUGUAUUUAUAUCAAAAUGGAUACCCAUUACUAGAUGAGAAAUUGAAGGAGAUACCAGCUAUCAUGAAGCAAGUAAUGAAACUCAAAUCUGAAUUUUCUCUGGGAGACAGAUUAAUACUUCGUAAUUUUUGAAGUGCAGUUUUAACUAUAUGUUUAUCUUUUUAAUGUGAUGAUUUAUAAUUGAGGAUAAUUUAUUUUUUUUCGUACUUAGGAGGGCGUGCAUCAUUAAAGCUUUUGUGAGACACUAAAAUAAUUAGAUCUUUCUCCUUUAAGUCCUUUGAAUUUCACCUCCUUGCCCCUUGUGGUCCUGAAUAAAAAUUACACGUAUUUAUUUAAAUUUA
This is a messenger RNA of Tripterygium wilfordii, 1831 nucleotides long. RefSeq names its product putative F-box/FBD/LRR-repeat protein At1g78760. Gene Ontology annotation, molecular function: protein binding. The record is from RefSeq and is a predicted model, not a curated record. The transcript is spliced from 4 exons. NCBI's taxonomy places the organism in Eukaryota, Viridiplantae, Streptophyta, Magnoliopsida, Celastrales, Celastraceae. The coding region runs from base 231 to 1622 and encodes 463 amino acids.